This is a messenger RNA of Oncorhynchus nerka (sockeye salmon), 821 nucleotides long. RefSeq names its product transmembrane protein 272-like. Lineage: Eukaryota; Metazoa; Chordata; Actinopteri; Salmoniformes; Salmonidae. Bases 140 to 496 code for a protein of 118 amino acids. The record is from RefSeq and is a predicted model, not a curated record. The transcript is spliced from 3 exons.
UCUGAACCUCUAUCUUCUCUCUCCCCCAGGUAUCUCAAAACUACUUGCGUGUGUCAUUCCUAUCGCUCAGAUCACCAUAGGUGCAGUGUACCUGUAUGACUGCCCCCGGCAGCACUACAUCCCCAUUUACCUGGUGGUAAUGGGGGCCACCGGCCUGGCCCUAGCCCUGCUCUCCUGCCUACCAUGUGCCCAGGACUCAGAUGACAAGGCCCCCAACCUCCUGAACCACCUCUGCACCACCUGGAGCACCCUGGCCUCCCUCUUCCUCUUCUGCUGGUUCAUCAGCGGUAACGUGUGGAUCUACUCCAUCUAUCAGCCCAAUUUCAACCAGACACUGAAUGAGGACCCCUACUGCAACAAGACCCUGUACUUGUUUGCCUUCUGGACCACCACUCUAGCCUACGUUGUGCUGGGCCUUCUGCUGCUGGGGGGAUGCUGUAUGCUUGUCUGUGCCUCUAUACUGGGCAAGAGGGACCCUGAUGACAACAGAUCAUGAGGGAGAGGAUGAGAGGAGGGGAGGAGAGGAGACAACAGUACAAGACAGGAGGAGGAGGAAGGGAGAGUAGAGGGCAGUAGAGGAGAGGGGAGAAGAGAGGAGCGGAGCGGAGGAAGAUGGCAUUGGAGAGGGGAGGAGAGGGUGUAUAAUGUUGACUAAACAAACUAGAGAAAACCAAUAGAAUCCAGUUAUCAAUUGAAUAACGAAUUAUUGGUUUUAACUGUUAUUAUAUAUCACUGUGUUUCUGUAUGAGAAACGUUGUUGCAUUCAUUCUCAUUAGCUCAAUUUUAAACUAUUUAUACGUUAUUAAAUGUAUUAAAGUAAA